CGUAUCGUCGGGCCGUGCGUUUUGCACCGAUUCGGGUGGUCAAAUUUCAAAGUGCUUGCUUAUCGGAGAUCAAGAACUGAGAAAAAAAAAAUGACCCGUGGAAAUCAACGUGAACUAGCACGAGCCAAGAAUUUGAAAAAAACCGUAAAGAAGGCAGCGUCGGAACAAGACAGCAAUAAAGGUCUUUCCUUAGAACAACGUAAAGCACGCGACGCGGAACGAAUGAGAGAGAAACAACUUAAGAAACAGCAGGGUGAACCAGCAGAUAAGUCGAAGCAGGCAGCGAGAUAAUUCGACGCGAAAAGUGUAUAAAUUUUUAUGAUAAGAACGGCUAUAUCACGUAACCAAUGGCUACGCUAAAAAGAUUCAUGACUGUAAGAUACAUAUAUGUCGAUGAGUACCGGAGACAGAAAAAUGAAUCACUAUGUCUUUGAUGUUAGAGAAUUUUUCCAUUGUCGGCCGUACGCAGGUAUGUCAAUCGUAUGACAUACCUCAGGACCUAGCCUCAAUUAUCUUGUUAUUUACACGUUGCUCACGAUACAGUUAUAAUCAGUGU
This is a messenger RNA of Acromyrmex echinatior (Panamanian leafcutter ant), 556 nucleotides long. RefSeq names its product putative SERF-like protein. The record is from RefSeq and is a predicted model, not a curated record. Lineage: Eukaryota; Metazoa; Arthropoda; Insecta; Hymenoptera; Formicidae.